Mangifera indica (mango) is the source of this 1851-nucleotide messenger RNA. Its product is annotated as citrate synthase, glyoxysomal. Bases 57 to 1610 code for a protein of 517 amino acids. Gene Ontology annotation, biological process: tricarboxylic acid cycle; carbohydrate metabolic process. The transcript has 13 exons. NCBI's taxonomy places the organism in Eukaryota, Viridiplantae, Streptophyta, Magnoliopsida, Sapindales, Anacardiaceae. Gene Ontology annotation, cellular component: mitochondrial matrix. The record is from RefSeq and is a predicted model, not a curated record.
GUAAUAUUAAGAAAUACAGUAGCAUUUUGAUAGAUUUGAUCAAAUACUAAGGAGGAAUGGCUUCAACUGUCGAAUCGUCUUCUUCAUCUUCAACAAAGGCUCGUGGCCGUUUGGCUGUGCUUUCAGCUCAUUUAGCAUCGAUUUCAAUUGGCUCUAACGACGACCCUUUCCUGGAGCCAUGGUGUCUCUCGGCACAGUCGACUGUUGCUCCACCGCCUAAUCUCAAGGGCGAGUUGACUGUUGUUGACGAAAGAACCGGCAAGAGUUAUCGAAUUAACGUAUCCAAAGAAGGCACUGUCAAAGCGACUGACUUUAAAAAGAUCACUUCAGGGAAGAAUGACAAAGGAUUGAAGCUGUAUGAUCCAGGAUACUUAAACACGGCACCUGUACGGUCCUCAAUUUGUUAUAUCGAUGGAGACGAGGGUAUUUUGAGAUACAGAGGUUAUCCUAUUGAGGAAUUGGCUGAAUCUAGUACUUUCGUCGAAGUUGCUUAUCUUUUGAUGUAUGGGAAUUUGCCUUCUCAAAGUCAGUUGGCAGAUUGGGAGUUUGCUGUGUCUCAGCAUUCAGCUGUACCACAGGGUUUGAAGGAUAUUAUUCAGGCAAUGCCUCACGACGCACACCCGAUGGGAGUGCUUGUCAGUGCCAUGAGUGCUCUUUCUGUCUUUCAUCCUGAUGCCAAUCCUGCUCUUAGAGGCCAAGAUCUUUACAAGUCAAAACAAGUGAGAGACAAACAAGUAGCUCGUAUUCUUGGCAAGGCUCCAACUAUUGCAGCUGCAGCUUAUUUGAGGCUGGCAGGAAGGCCUCCUGUUCUGCCAUCCAGCAGCCUUUCUUAUGCAGAAAACUUCCUAUACAUGCUUGACUCUUUAGGCAAUAGAGCGUAUAAACCCAAUCCUCGACUAGCUCGUGUGCUUGAUGUUCUCUUCAUACUGCAUGCUGAACAUGAAAUGAAUUGUUCUACAGCUGCUGCUCGUCAUCUUGCGUCAAGUGGUGUUGAUGUAUAUACUGCUCUUGCUGGAGCUGUUGGUGCCCUAUAUGGUCCUCUUCAUGGUGGAGCAAAUGAGGCCGUGCUGAAGAUGCUGAAUGAAAUUGGUACUGUUGACAAUAUUCCAGAGUUCAUUGAAGGUGUGAAGAACAGAAAGAGGAAGAUGUCUGGUUUUGGGCACCGUGUAUACAAAAACUAUGAUCCCAGAGCAAAGGUCAUCAGGAAAUUAGCAGAGGAAGUAUUUUCCAUUGUUGGCCGGGAUCCUCUUAUUGAGGUAGCUGUUGCUUUGGAGAAAGCUGCACUAGCUGAUGAGUAUUUUGUUCAAAGGAAGUUAUAUCCAAAUGUUGAUUUCUAUUCUGGAUUGAUAUAUAGGGCAAUGGGAUUUCCAACAGAGUUCUUCCCUGUACUGUUUGCCAUCCCCCGCAUGGCUGGCUACUUAGCUCACUGGAGAGAGUCCCUCGAUGAUCCUGAUACGAAGAUAAUGAGACCACAACAGGUUUAUACCGGGGUUUGGAUGAGACAUUAUUUGCCACCGAAGGAACGGAUGAUAUCAAACGAGGCAGACAGGCUCAGUCAAGUGUCUGUUUCUAAUGCCACAAGACGAAGGCUGGCUGGCUCCAGGAAUUAAACAGUUGAAAUUUAUGGAUAACGUCACUAAGAGGUAAAAUAAGUGGUUUGAAUAAAUUUAAUAUCUUUGUCUGGUUUUCUGUUUGAGUAUCCUCCACAAAGAUACCGAAGUUUAUAAUGUUUCUGUUACUUAAACUGGACACCAUACACUGUAUUUGUAUUUAGGAACAGCUGUUGCAGUUUGAAAUUCCUAUAGCUGCUUCUGCGGAUCUUUUAAUUGUUUGUUGAUUUCCCAUUUGUUA